This is a messenger RNA of Ustilaginoidea virens, 567 nucleotides long. RefSeq lists its product as uncharacterized. The record is from RefSeq and is a predicted model, not a curated record. The coding region runs from base 1 to 567 and encodes 188 amino acids. Lineage: Eukaryota; Fungi; Ascomycota; Sordariomycetes; Hypocreales; Clavicipitaceae. The transcript is spliced from 2 exons.
AUGUCGCGCCGGCCCCCCAAAGGCGACUACAUCGAGACGGACACCGGCAACAAGGUCGCCCGCCGGGCCAUCCUCGUCGGCACCCAGAACAUCAUGCUCGGCGGCAAGACGGUCAUCCAGCCCGACGUCAUGAUCCGCGGGGACCUGGUGCGCCCGGCCCCCCCGCCGGCGAGCAGCACCGCCGUCGCCAUCGGGCGGUACUGCUUCCUCGCGCGGGGGGCGCUGCUCCGCCCCCCCGGGCGCGUGUACAAGGGCGCCUGGGCGUACACGCCGCUGCGGCUGGGGGACCACGUCUUCGUGGGCAGCGGGUCCGUCGUGCAGGCCGCCGCGGUGGGCAGCCACGUGCGCAUCGGGAGCGGCUGCGCGGUGGGCGAGUUCGCCAUCGUCAAGGACUACGUGCGGAUACUGGACGGGGCGGUCGUGCCGCCGUUCAUGGUGAUUCCGAGCUUCUCCGUGGUGGGGGGGAGGCCGGCGCGGGUGGUGGGCGAGGUGCCCGAGGGGGGGGUGGACGAGUUUGAGCUGAGGGAGCUGUAUAAGACGGUGGGGAAUAGCCCUGUGGGGGGGUGA